Molecule: messenger RNA, 3373 nt
Organism: Strigops habroptila (Kakapo)
Lineage: Eukaryota; Metazoa; Chordata; Aves; Psittaciformes; Psittacidae
Gene: VXN
Product: vexin
Exons: 6
Coding region: 98-718 (206 amino acids)
Biological process (GO): neurogenesis; neuron differentiation
Source: RefSeq, a predicted model, not a curated record
AUGAUCACAGAGCCAGAUUGGAUUAGUGAAACCUAUUUACCAGAAGUUCAGAGCGGUUGCAUGAGGCUGAAAGGCAGUCAGUAGGGAGAGGUGGAAAAUGCACCAGAUUUACAGCUGCAGCGACGAGAAUUUAGAAGUUUUCACCACUGUGAUUUCAUCCAAAUCAUGUAGUCCUGCCCGAAGACGAGCCAAAAGUACGCAGCACAUCCUAACAAAGAGUGUGGUAGCCAUAUCCGACCACCAGCCCCACAGGACCGAGAAGCUGCAUCCUCACCAUGGUGAGCUCCUCCAGGUGCUGUACAGUGGAGACGAGGUGCGGGGCUUGGGCUGCCUGCAGAGCGGGCAGCGGGGACCCUGCCCUGCCAAGGGCGCUGCCCAGCACGUGGGAAUUACUGAACGAGAGUCAUCCAAGUCCUGUAACCACCUGUUGGAUGGAAAAUCUUUGAUUCCACCAUCACCAGUUGCCCACAUCACUGUGAAAGCAGUGACUGUCACAGAUUCACCCACAGGCAACAGCACUUCCAUGGAAGAUCAGAGGCAGUACUGGAGGAAGGCGGCAGAGUAUGACCUGACCCUGCCACCAGGAGCAGAAGCUUCCCUGCCACUGACAGGAAGCAACCUGUGCGGGACGCCCAGCCUCCUGAGGAAGAUGUGGAUGAAGCACAAGAAGAAGUCAGAGUACCUAGGGGCAACAAAUAGUGCCUUUGAGGCAGACUGACAAGUCUCAGCAUCACUUGGAAGGACAGAAGGUCCUUUAGCCAAGGACAAGGUGCUCUAAGAUUAAUGAAGGAACAGACACAGCACAGCCCAUCCAGGAAAACUAUAUCCUUUUUAUUACUUGAUGCCAUUGCUUCAAUUCUCAGUGGGAGAAAGGCCAACUAAGGUAAAAAUGGUCAACAUGAUGCAACUCACUGGCCUUUCUUUGUUGCAGUAUACUAAAAUCCCAAGUAUCCUGCUAGAUUUAUGUCUUGACUCCAUGUUGAAACUACUGCUAGCACAUUCACCAUUUUGCAUGUCUUGUCUGAAUCAUCUUGGGUUGCAACAAGAAAAGCCUACCAAUAGGUUUGUGUAUUCCUGCAAGGCGACAGAUUGAUUACAGAGUGCCAAUGAGUACCCCCGGUCUGCUCGCUGUGUACCACAGCUUGUCUUCUUCCCCCUCUCAUAUCGUGAGAUAAAAAACACAUCUUAUUAUAUGCUUGGUUGAAUGACAUAUACUAAACAUCUUUCUUUUUUCUACAGUGUUGAUGUCUCGAGACAGGAGUAAGAGAUGCAAAAAUUGUAAAAGACAGGGUCAGAACGCAGCAAGUUUGCAAACACACAUUUACCAAACUUUGCUGUGUGAGAAGUGUUGGGUGUUUCAAAGUGUCCUGCCAGAUCAAACUAUGAGCAACUGGAUAACCCCAGGUUCUUCCACAGAACCUGCUUGCAUGUUAGGUGGCAGUCAGAAACUUACUGGCUACCCGUGUGGUACAGAAUAUUUCAGUGAGUGCACAACAUACUAGGAGGAAAGAAAAUAUGCAAAUGGUGCAACUAGGUGACUGAAUGUGAGCUAUUUGUGUAUAGGAGACCUGUGCUCAUGAAUAGAUGGAGUUCAUGGAAUCUGCUCCACAAUUUUUCUCAGAAUUUCUUUCAAUUUUGAAAUUGCUGGUCAUGGCCCAUUGGGUUUUCCUCUCAAAACAAAAAAGUGUUACAGAAAAGAUUUCACUGUCUUUAGUGACAAUAUUAUAUUAGUCAUGAACAGUAUUUGCCUCACAUGAGUAUUCCCCUCGUUAUUAAACAGACUGUGGUUUGCCUAAAUACAGAACUUUAAAUAUAAAAUUGAAGGAAGCAUUUCUCCUGUUGCUCAUAGUAGUGAUGAUCUUCUGUAAUCUAACUAACUGCCAGUGCACCAAAGCAAAAAUGAAAAAUGAAGGUCUUUAUGACAGAAGCAGAGGAACAAAGCUCCCAUCUAAAACUUGCUUGCCUGCAGCCAGCAUAAUAAAAUACACUGACACAAAGUCAUAGAAUCACAGAAUGGUUUGGAGGGGACCUUACAGAUCAUCUAGUUCCAACCCUCUGCCAUAGGCGGGGACACCUUCCACUAGACCAGGUUCCCCCAAGCCCCAUCCAGCCUGGCCUUGAACACUGCCAGGGAUGGGGCAGCCACAGCUUCUCUGGGCAACCUGUGCCAGCGCCUCAGCACCUGCACAGUCACAGGCUUCUCCUUCAGAGGUGCUCCAACAGCUCACAGAGGACAGCCUUGCAGCUAGAAAUCACACAGUCUCCCCCUUCACUCUUACCAAAGGCAGAAGUCCUUCUCUGGCCCAGCAGCCUGACAGAGAGAGGAUUUGCUCUCCUGCUUUGCUUUCUUCCUUCUGGGAAAGGAGGAGAACACAGCUCCUCAUUACCCACACGCUGAAAGCCCCCGGCUGCUGGCAAGGCAAGGAGAAGAGGCGGUGGUGACCCGGCAUUGACCAUGUGCCACCAGCCACAGCAUGCAAGAGCAAUGCUGAUGGCUGCUGAAGGCUGCACACCUGAACAGCACCAGAGCAGUUUUCUCACAGGGGUACAUCCCACGUUUAAACUAGAGCCUGACACAUUGGCCCUGUGUAAUAGUCUGGAUAAUGUGACCUUGCCAACAUCAGGUCCUCCAUGACUGAACUAAGCUGGAGCCAUGGCCAAGACUUUCCUGAAAUGUCUGUUAUAAAUAUCACCAACCACACAACACCCCCCUUCCCAGCCCAUAGAAAUCAUGCCAGAAGCCUUGGCCUUUAGGCUCAUGCUAUUUUUAUGCAUAUAGAUAAACCCAGUAAAUUCAGUGGGACUACUCCCUUGCACAGCAAUGCAUACGCACAAGGAGUAGGGAGAACAGUAAUUGCCAAUUUCCUUUUUUGGUCUCACUCCAUAAACAAAUUAAAAAUAAAUAAGAUAGAUAGGCAGGCACUGGGAAAAGUCCAUUUGCUGAAUUUGGGGUAACUAAGACAGUGAGCAUUUGCGCUACCUGCCCUUGUAGCUAACGUGACCCAUAGAGCACCCAACACACCAUCCAGGGCAGCAAAAGUUUUGUCUAUUGAGAAAGCUGUAUCAUAGUAUUUCAUUUGUUAAUUAAUAGUUUUAAGCAGUAUGAGGAUGGAGGCAAAGGGGAGAUGAUUAAUGUUUCUACCUAAUAAUUGCUGUAUCUUGAAAGGUGUAUUUAUGGUUUUCUUAUUUAUUUAAUUUAUACUUUGGAUCUACAAGAGGAGAGAAUUACAAGAAGCAUAUUUAACUUCUCUGUAUUCCAGGAACUGCUGUGGAGAUUUCUUGUACUGUAGUAUAUACUUGUUUUAUUGAUUCAAAUAAAAUAUGUCCUAUUCAUAAAAAAAAAAAUAAAAGAAACAAGUAGCAUGUGGUAACA